AUGUUAUGAAAUGUUGACACUUAUUAGAUUAACAUUAUCAUUUGAGUAAGACUUUGGAUGGGGUGUUUUCAAAUUGGUUCAUUGCAGUGGUAAUUUUGCAGGUUGAUUUAAAACACACGUUAUUUAGAACUUCAUUUCGGGGAAACAGGCGGAAUGGACGAGGACACGUUAAAAAUAUUACAAGAAACAAGAGAUAAAAUGCAUAGGUGUCGUGAAAAAUAUUUUUGGUCACAAUUUACAAGUUAUGGUUGGUCAUUUGCAGGCAACAUUGUGAGUGCCUUUGCUGCUUUUAAAGCAAAUACAUCACCAAGACUUUUCACAUUGUUAUACAUUUUAAAACAUUUCGUCUGGGUCUAUGUCUUGAUCUAUAGACGGAAAUCAUUAGAAGAGACAGAAAGAGAAAUUAACAGAUUAUACCAUGAUUCGAUGAAAAAAGUUAGAGAGGUCUGUCCAAAAUAUUCGAUGCAAAAAGUUAGAACGGUCUGUCCAAAAAGUCCGGUAACUUUUAACACCAGCAGCCAUCCUUCACUGACAUUUGCUUUCCCCUUUGCAUCAUUCCUAUGGGAUUUAACUAAAAGAUAUCGAGAAAACCUUCCAAACCGAAAUUAUGGCGUUCUCGAUAAAGCUUUGAUUGUCGUUAAGCGACAAAAAUGCGAAAUUGAGCAGUUGAAAACAAUGUUGAAAGAAAUAUAUCCUUUAUUUCAAGGCAGUCCGUGUAAAGUAGUUGAAGCCAUUCCCGGCGUGAAAAUACCAGCAGAAAUAAGUACAGAAGAAGCUUUAUUGGAAGGACAAAUUACAAUUCAAAACAUACCUGUUUCCAAUAACCCAUUAAAGAAGAAAAGAACUGAAAUUGAAAAAGCCACUCAUAAAAAGGAAGACUUUUAUAAACAUGCCCUUGGUGUAUUAGAGUCGGCAGGAAUAUGUUUACAGGCGAGAGAAGAAGCAAAAGUAUUACCGACAUUUAAACUUGUGCAAAAUCUUAAACUUCUUGAAGAAGCUAACAAAAAUCUAGAUGCACUCAAAGAAAGUAAACUUGAAUUUCAACUCCUUAAUCACAAAAAACAGAAAAAUCAGCAAGCUAUCGUUGAAGAAAUUUGUAGAAUGCUUGAUAAUACAACUGAGGCACUUGAGAAUGUAUCUGACUUUAAAAUAGAUAUCAGAUCGGAACUGGAAAAAUCAAGAAUUCAGAAAUCUGUAAAAAAAGUCCAGAAGUAUGCAAAACAAGGUUACGAAAUUAACCAUCAAGUGGAAAAUGCAUUAAAAGCAAUGACCGAAGCUAACAAAGCAAUGGUAGAUAUCAAGAAGUCUACAAAGGGUUGGUUUAGUGAUGGGAUGCAGAUAAAUGAGAUCAAAAUACCUGUAGGAACUGAGAACGACUGGAAAACUCAAAGUAAAGAUUUGGCAGAUUCUAUGAAAUUGUUAGGAGAACAUGCCGAAAAGUUGAUGGUUUCUCCAAAUCGCAUAAUGAAUGAAUUUACAAGCUACCAAACAAGAAGAAUGACGAACAAUGCGGAAGAUAUGGCAAAAGAAGUUCUUAGUAUUUUUGACCAAAUAGAUGGGGAAAUUUCCAAUAACAAUUCAGAUAGCCAAAUCCGUGUUGUAGAACAGGUUUUUCAAAGAAUAUGGUCACAGUUAACAAGUACAGAAACAACUAAAAUGCAGCGAGAUACACCUGUCAGUAAAAUGCGUUCUAAAGCACAAACGCUCCAUUCGAAAGUUCCUACUUCAAACAAAUUGCAUGUUGAUAUAAUGACAUUGAUAACAGCAUUUUUCGGUACUGUUGUUGACGGCUGGAACAUUUUCAUGUUGUUCAAAAUGGAUCGGAAAAUGCAUCCGAAAGAAAUAUUGAUAAAGAAUAAGAUUGAAGAAAUUUCUGGUGAAAUUUGAUAUGGCUUCUGCUUCUGUGUGCGUGCGUGCGUGCGUGCGUGUGUGUGUGUGUGUACUUUAUUAUAUCAAAUUAUUAAAAUGUAUAUUGUAAGUGACGGACUUCAUUUUACAAUUGAAAAGUCAAAUGCAGUUAUGUGUGGGAGUGUUGUUGGUUGUUUUUUUUUGUUGUUGUUUUGUUUUUUCAAUGUACUGAAAAAUACAAAAAAGGUACAUUUUUGUAAUAUUUAGUUUUAACUAAAAUCAGCAUUAACACUGGGUUGUGACGUGCGAAACGACAAUAGUUCAACAACCAAAGCGCAAAAAUUUCUCUACGAAAAAAAAAAUCCAAAUACAUACAAUAUUUUCAUUUCACAACAUUGAACAUUCAGAGAUACACAUUAUCUGACCGGAAAUUCCAGCUAAAUACACACAUUAAGCACAAACAAGGCUCUAAUUUUUAAUGUUAAAGGUAACUGAAAGAUAUUUUGCUGUUUUUUUUUAUUUUUGCAAAAAGAUUUCGCGCGAGUGUAUAUGUAAAAUGUCUUUUUUCUCUGAUUUAGGAAGGAGAACUGUGUUCAAAUUGAUUUUUAUUAAUUAAAUGGCAUAUGCGUUAUUGCUUGAAGUAUUUGUUCUAGAAAAUUGUACUUGUAUAGUUUAUGUUUUGUAUAGUUUAUGUUUUAUAUCACAGAUAUAGCACAGGUGAAAACUUAGCUAUUUUCCUUACAUUUCAGGAAGGCUUAAAUUAAUAUCUAUAGAGGAUUGAACACUUUUAACACUGUAUUCAAGUUAAUGUUUUAAUCAUGUUAAUGUGUUUAAAUUUUGAAAACUUAAGCUUUACUAAGGAAAAUAAUGUCAACAUUCAUAGAGUAUACAUUACUACAAACCUUACACUUCUUUGAACGUUGUUGACGCUUUCUCAUUGUAAUAUACUUUAUCUCAAAUUGUAUACUGCCGUAUGAGGACAAUAAAG
Messenger RNA from Ruditapes philippinarum (Manila clam), 2836 nucleotides. RefSeq lists its product as uncharacterized. The record is from RefSeq and is a predicted model, not a curated record. NCBI's taxonomy places the organism in Eukaryota, Metazoa, Mollusca, Bivalvia, Venerida, Veneridae. The coding region runs from base 154 to 1887 and encodes 577 amino acids. The transcript has 2 exons.